This is a messenger RNA of Triticum dicoccoides, 1799 nucleotides long. RefSeq names its product putative disease resistance protein RGA4. The transcript has 3 exons. Gene Ontology annotation, biological process: defense response to other organism. Gene Ontology annotation, molecular function: ATP hydrolysis activity; ADP binding. Bases 87 to 1799 code for a protein of 570 amino acids. The record is from RefSeq and is a predicted model, not a curated record. NCBI's taxonomy places the organism in Eukaryota, Viridiplantae, Streptophyta, Magnoliopsida, Poales, Poaceae.
UCGUUGCCUCGUGUGGUGGGCGUGAGAUCAGCUCCUCACCAUCCCCACCCACCACCCAGGGAGUCCAGGAGGUUGAAGGCGGAUGCAUGCCUAAUGUCGUCUCUUGUGCUCGUACCGCUGCACAAACUAUCGGUAAACACUUUUCGUGCAACUCUUUUCCGUCUGUCCACGAUGAUGACGCUGACACCGUCAUAGUGGCAUCCUCCCAUAUGACAAGGAGAGGACGCCGAUUCCUCUGUAGCGCCUGGCCGUCAAAGGUGCAACAAGGAAAUCAUGUCAGGCAAACACCAAAACUGGAGUUUGAUCGGGUCGUAAUGUCUACGAAAAUACUGGAAAUAAUAGAGCAGUUGAAACCUCUGAGUGCUAUGGUCUCCACCAUUCUCAAUCUAGAACUACUUGGCUCCACCCGUGCCCAAGACAUUACGAACCGACCCAAAACCACGCCAAAUAUUAUAGAGCCUAAGUUGUAUGGAAGGGAUGAGCUAAAAAACAACAUCAUUGAUGGCAUCACACAUGGUAAAUAUUGUACCAAUAAACUCACCGUAGUUCCACUUGUUGGUCCAGGAGGUAUUGGUAAGACAACACUCACGCAACACAUAUUUAGAGAAUUGGAGGGUUCUUUCCAAGUUUCAGUUCGGAUAUGUGUAUCUCUCGAUUUUAAUGCAGAUAGGUUGGCAGAAGAGAUCAUGAAAAAGAUACCUAAAGUGAAUGAUGAAAAAGAUAAUUCUACGAAUCAAGAGGUAAUUGCACAAAGAUUAGAAUCUAAGCGGCUUUUACUUGUUUUAGAUGAUGUGUGGACAUACCAUGGAGAUGAGUGGAAAAAACUAUUAGCUCCGUUAAGUCAAACGGGGGGAGAAAAGGGUAAUGUGGUUAUAGUAACUACACGGAUUCCAAAGGUAGCAAGUAUGGUCACCACAAUUAAUUCUUCAAUUGACGUGGAACGUCUAACUCAUGAGCAUACUAUGUCUUUCUUCGAAGUAUGUGUAUUUGGUGACCAACAGCCAUGGAAAGAUCACCUGGAAUUGCAUGAUGUUGGGAAUAAAAUAGUAAAAAAAUUGAAGGGUUUCCCUCUUGCAGCAAAAACAGUAGGUAGAUUACUAAGAAACCAGCUUACUUUGGACCACUGGACAAGAGUUGCAGAAAGUAGAGAAUGGGAAUUACAGACCAAUGACGAUGACAUUAUGCCAGCUCUAAAGCUUAGUUAUGAUUAUCUCCCUUUUCAUUUACAACAAUGUUUUUCCUAUUGUGGGUUGUUUCCAGAAGAUUAUGAAUUUGGUAGCAAAGAGUUGGUUCACUUUUGGAUAGGAUUAGGCAUUUUAGGAUCACUUGAUCAGGCCAAAAGAACUGAAGAUGUUGCACUAUGCUAUUUAAACGACUUGGUAAAUCAUGGAUUUUUAAGAAAGAAUGAAAAAGAAAAUGGUCCUCGUUAUGUUAUCCAUGACCUACUGCAUAACUUGGCGGUGACGGUUUCAUCAUAUGAAUGCCUUAGCAUAUAUAGCUCUAACGUGCGAACCAUACAAAUUCCUGCAUCCGUGCGUCACUUGUCCAUCAUUGUAGAUAAUGCCGAUGUCAAAGAUAUAACCACUUUUAAAGAAUACAACAGUUAUUUGAGUGCAAUACGUAAAAGAUUGAAAGUUCAGAACUUACACACUUUGGUGUUGUUUGGUGAAUGCCAUGGAAACUUUGCCAAAACUUUUAGGGAACUUGUCCAUCUCCGCUACCUAAGGAUCAAAUCAGUUCGUAAUAAGGACAUGUGCUUACCUAGUGCAUUGUUUAGAUCAUAUCACUUAGAGACUUGA